ACCCUGGGAGAGGAGAACAGCUGCUCACGUUGUUCACCAACAGUCUCCAUGUCUGUGCGCGAAUCUGCCUGAUUCUCCUCCGAGACGCCACAACUUAGCAGAACUUUGAGAUGGAGACCCGGUUCUUAUGGCUGACGCUGGCGCUGUCAGCCGUAUGCGCAACCGCUCAGGACGCAGACACCGGAGCCUCCUCCGAGGACAUCCCAGAAGGAGCAUCCACCCUCGCUUUCGUGUUCGAUGUCACCGGUUCCAUGUACGACGACCUGGUCCAGGUGAUAGAAGGAGCCUCCAAGAUCCUGGAAACGUCUCUGAGCAGACCCAAAAAGACGCUGUACAACUUUGCCCUGGUCCCCUUCCACGACCCAGAGAUAGGUCCGAUCACAAUCACGACAGACCCGAAGAAGUUUCAGUAUGAACUGCGAGAGCUGUAUGUUCAGGGCGGUGGUGACUGUCCUGAGAUGAGCGUUGGUGCCAUCAAAAUUGCGCUAGAGAUCUCGUUGCCGGGAUCGUUUAUUUAUGUCUUCACAGAUGCACGUUCCAAGGAUUACAAACUGACCCACGAGGUUCUUCAACUCAUUCAGCAGAAGCAGUCACAGGUUGUGUUUGUGCUGACUGGCGACUGUGAUGAUCGGACUCAUAUUGGCUACAAAGCUUAUGAGGAAAUCGCCUCCACCAGCUCAGGGCAGGUCUUCCAUCUGGACAAGAAACAAGUCAAUGAGAUCCUGAAAUGGGUGGAGGAGGCUGUCCAGUCCUCGAAGGUCCACCUGUUGUCAACAGAUCACUUCUCAGGGGUCAGCAACAUUUGGCGGAUGCCCUUUGAUCCCAGUCUCAAGGAAGUCACAGUGGCCCUCAGCGGACCGGCACCAGACAUUGAAAUAACAAACCCAAUGGGAAAGGUCAUGAGGAAGAGUGAUGGUCUGACUGAGCUCUUGCACAUUCCCAAUUCUGCCAAAGUCGUGAACAUCAAGGACCCACUGCCAGGGAUGUGGUCCAUCAAGACCUCAAGUGAAGGUAGACACUCCGUCCGUAUCUCUGGUCUCAGCACCAUUGACUUCCGAGCUGGCUUUUCAAGGAAACCAACGCUGGACUUCAAAAAGACCAUCAGUCGGCCAGUUAAAGGUAUUCCUGCCCAUGUCCUGCUCAACACCACCGGACUGGCUCCGCCUGCUCGGGCAGACAGACUGGAGCUGCUGUCUGUCACUGGAAAAGUAUUGAAGACAAUGCCAGUCCCUUAUUUCCCCCAGCGUGAACCCUAUGGUCUCUGGAACAUCACAGACUUCAUCCCCCCUAAUGAAGCCUUCUUUCUGCGACUCACUGGAUAUGAUCGAGAUGGUUUUUUGUUCCAGAGAGUCUCUAGUGUUUCAUAUUCAAGCAUCGUACCAGAUUCCCCCAAAGUGACGAUGCCUCCCACAACCCACGGUUAUUACCUCCAGAAAGGGGCGGUUAAUUGCCACGUAGAGAGUCUCAUUCCAUUUACGCUACGCUUUAGCAGGGAUGGGAGAAGACUUGGUGUGGAUCUGCUGUUCAGAGAGUCGGACAGAGGAUCGUGGGAGAUUGAACAGGUCACUCUGAAGGAUGAGGGCUACUAUGAAUGUGUUGCGGUCAGCAGUGCAGGGACGGGACGAGCUCGGACCUUCCUGGAUGUGUCGGAGCCCCCUCCUGCCAUCUCAGUCAGCAAUGUCACCGUCUCACCCAGUGCCAGUGCUGUGCUCACCUGCCACGUAGUCAGCACCGUUGGUUUUAACCUCACCUGGCUACGAGGAGGACAGGAUGCCCGUCUGGACCCUCGGGUGCAAAUCCUGACCAACCACUCCCUGCAGGUGUCUGCCGUCACGCCAGAUCACGCUGGCUGGUAUGAGUGUGUCGCUAUCAACGAGGGAGGACUGACAGCUGAACGUGUCUACCUCGUCGUCCAAGAGGAGCCUAGAGUUUUGGUUAAUCCCCAAAACCAAACCUUUGCAACAGGAGAUGAAGUGAGGAUCAGGUGUUCUGCCAGUGGUUACCCUGUGCCUCGUCUGGUGUGGACACACAAUGACAUGUUCCUCAUGGCCACAAACAGACACAGGAUGAAACCUGAUGGAACCCUGGUAAUUAAGAAGCUGCAGAAAAAAGAUGAAGGCGUGUACGGCUGCCUCGCGAGCAACCAGGCUGGAACAGACACAAUGAACUCCAUUCUGACCUACAUUGAGUCGCCAGAGGUGACAGUGGCUUUGAGUGAAAUAAUGAUCAGCAUUGGAGAAACCGCAGUGCUGGUCUGCUCUGCCUCUGGACUACCUCCGCCUGAGAUCUGGUGGUACAAAGAUGAUGUCCUCAUGAGAACCACCCCCUCUUUGGAUGUUGACCCGCUGGCUGGUGUGUUGACCAUUAAAGAUACACAAUUGGCUGAUGCUGGAGACUACAGAUGUAUGGCAGUCAAUCCUGCUGGUACAGCAGUGGGAAAGAUCUCUCUGGACGUUGGAGCUGCACCACAGUUCACACGAGAGCCGUCACAUGUGGCGAUGGACAUUGGAUCAAACGUGACGCUCCCCUGCCUUGCACAAGGGCACCCUGCCCCUCAGGUGACCUGGAGGAGAGAAGAUGGCUGGCCUCUUCUCAACAGACAUCAUGGGCAUGGAACCAUCAGUCUGCGAAGGGAUGGUCUUUAUAUAACUAAUUUGUGGGUGGAGGAUGAGGGCGUGUACAUCUGUGAGGCUCAAAACCAUUUUGGCAAGAUCCAGACUCAAGCUCACAUCGCAGUGACAGGACUGGUGUCUCCAGUCAUUGCAAUGAGUCCAGCUGUGCUCACUGUGAUCCAGGACCAGCAGGUGACGUUACCUUGUGUGCUGCUGGCUGGGAACCCGCUGCCAGAGAGACAGUGGCUGCACAAUUAUGGCCUGCUGAGCUCAGACCAGUACGUGUCUGUGAGGAGAGAUGGAAGCCUGCACAUUGAACGUGCCCGGCUGGAGGACAGUGGUGACUACUCCUGCCUGGCUGAGAAUGUUGUAGGGGCCACCAACCACACAACUACCCUUUAUGUCUAUGUGAUGCCAACCAUCCAGCAUGGACCUCAAGUGUUUAGCACGAUUGAAGGCACCCCAAUUUCUCUGCCUUGCCGUGCCACUGGUGUACCAGAACCUGAGAUCACAUGGUCCAAGGGAGGGGAGCUGCUUUACUUGGGUGGUCCAGCUUUCUCACUGGAUCCUAGUGGAGGUCUGGUCAUCACGUCGCCCUCGGGGAAAGAGGCCGGAGAGUUCCUCUGCUUGGCUACAAAUGCUGCCGGCUCUGCUACUAUUAAAGUCCAGCUCACUGUUUAUGUGCGUCCAAGGUCAAGCACGGAUCCAGAAGACACAUCUGAGCCUGUGAAGGUGACGGUGGUGGAGGGUGAGGAUGCUGUUUUGCCAUGCGAGGUCCUGAGUGUACCGCCACCCUCGAUUAGCUGGGCCAAAGAGAGUCAACUUAUCUCCCCUUACUCGCCCAGACACAGUCAACUUCCCACAGGGUCGAUGAAGGUCUUGGAGACCAAAGUGUCAGACAGUGGAAUAUACGUGUGUGUUGCCUCAAACAUCGCCGGCAAUUUAACUCUAUUUACUGAGCUCAGUGUUCUGGUCCCUCCCAGCAUCCAGGCAGGUCCCAGAACCAUGAAGAUACAGAUGGGAUACCCUGUGGAGCUUGCCUGUGUUGCACAUGGAGUCCCAAAGCCCACACUUAUCUGGACCAGGGAUGGUAACAGCUUCUCAGCCAAGCCUGAUGGAAGUCUUGCCCUGGGGCCAGUGACUCUGGAUGAUGAAGGAACUUAUACCUGCACAGCUACUAACGCUGCGGGCAGAGACCAAGUCAAUGUCAAACUUCAGGUCCAAGUUCCCCCAGUGGUAGAGGUACUUGAGCCCCCCUUCAAUAGACCCCUACAAGAAAGAGUUGCCAAUCAACGUAUUGCUUUCCCUUGCCCUGCUAAAGGUCUCCCUAAACCAGUGAUCCGCUGGUUGCGCAACGGUCAAGAACUGUCUGGUAAUGAACCUGGUGUGUCCAUCCUGGAAGACGGUACGCUGCUGAUCCUAGCCUCUUUGUCACCCUUGGACAACGGCGAGUAUGUCUGCACGGCUGCCAAUGAUGCUGGUUCUACAGAGAGGAAGUACCAGCUCAAAGUAAACGUGCCACCAGACUUUCAUGACAGUGGCACACCAGGCAACAUGUCUGUGGUCCUGAAUCAGCCAACAAAUCUGGUCUGUGAUGUCAAAGGCAGUCCAACCCCUGUGAUCACCUGGUACAAGGAUGGAAAUCCUGUGGUUCCAAAUAGCAACGUUCAGGUUCUUGAUUUGGGAAAGACUUUGAGACUCCUGCAGGCAGCUACGGAGGACGGCGGAGAUUACAGCUGUAAAGCUAUCAACAUCGCCGGCAGCACAGAAAAAGACUUCUUCUUGGACGUACUAGUUCCUCCCUCAAUUGAAGGUGCAGCGUCUUCCCAAGAUGUCUCCGCCAUCCUCAAAAAGGAGAUAAGUCUGGAAUGCAAAGUGCAUGGAGUUCCAUUUCCCACCAUCCAGUGGUACAAAGACAGAAAAUUGGUGUUUCUUGGUGAUCCAAACUUCGAGGUUACAGAUCGUGGUCAGGUUCUGAAGAUAAAGAGUGCCAGACUGGGCGACCAGGCGAAGUACCAGUGUAGUGUUGUUAAUACAGCAGGCAAACAUUCCAAAGACUUUAAGCUGAGUGUUUAUGUUCCACCGUCCAUCAAAGGUGGCAACCUCACGACAGAAGUCACAACCCUGCUGGACACGGUGGUAACACUGGAGUGUGAGGCCCGUGGAGUACCACUUCCCACCAUCACUUGGUACAGAAAAGGGGAAGCCAUUGUGUCUCACCGGCAGGCUCAGUAUGUAGAGCGUGGACAUUAUCUCAAGAUCCCGCAUGUGCAGGCUUCCGAUGCAGGCCUGUACACCUGCAGGGUGACCAGUGCGGCCGGGACAGCUGAAAAGAGCUAUGAGCUAGACGUUUACUUGCCUCCGACAAUAUCCGGAGGAAGUGACACCCCAACUGAGAUGAAAGUGGUCCUCAGUAAACCUCUGAUACUGGAGUGUAAGGCUGCUGGCUAUCCUCUCCCUUCUGUGACCUGGCUGAAGGAUGGAGUUCCUGUUCGGGACGGUGAAAAUGUCCUAAUUCUUGAGCAAGGCCAGAAAAUCGAGAUCCCAUCAACCUCGGUGUCUGACUCGGGGCAGUACUUCUGUGUGGCCACCAGCAUCGCAGGAGAGAAGGACGUGCAAUAUGAUGUCAGAGUUUUAGUGCCUCCAUUCAUUGACGGUGGAGAUGACGUGACGGGCAGCACGGUGAUCAUCAACAGCCCCCUGGAGCUGGAGUGUCAAGCCUCUGGAACGCCGUCACCUGUUAUAACGUGGUACAAGGAUGGAAAACCUGUCAGACAGAGUGAAGGACUGAGGGUUGCAGCAAGCGGUAGACGACUGAUCAUUUCCCGAGCCCAAGUCUCAGACACAGCCCGGUUUCAAUGUGUAGCCACCAAUGAAGCAGGAGACCAUGAGCGGGAUUUUGAUGUUUCUGUCCAUGUUCCACCUUCGAUCCGUGCCACCGGUACUGCUGAACGUGCAGUGGUUCUCCACAAACCCACCAGUCUGGAGUGCAUCUCCAGUGGUGUUCCCCCUCCCAGUAUCACCUGGCUCAAAGAUGGGCGGCCUUUGGACACCACACAGGAGCACCUAAACCUGGAGUCAGGAGGGCGAUUGCUCAAGGUCAUAGGUGCAAAGCUGGAGGAUUCUGGGAAAUACACUUGUCUGGCGACUAAUGCUGCCGGCGAAACUCAACAAACCAUCCGUCUCAGUGUCCAUGAGCCACCCCGUAUUCCAGACUACAAGGACGUGGUCAACCGUACUAUCGUGGCUGGUUUUCCCAUCGAGCUUCAGUGCAAAGCCACAGGCAGCCCGCUUCCUGCCAUCACCUGGUACAGAGAUGGGCGACCUCUGACCUCUGCUGCUGGGGUGACUAUACUAAAGCACGGUCAGGUGCUUGCGAUUGAGAGGGCUCAGCUGUCAGAUGCUGGGAUUUAUAAAUGUGUAGCGGUCAAUGUGGCUGGAGCGGCAGAGAUCUCUCACAGUCUGCAGGUGUUCGUGCCUCCUGUGAUCUCCAGCCGUGGCGGCACAGUAACAGUGGUGGUUAAUGAGGCUGGCAGGUUGGAAUGUGUUGCUUCUGGAGUUCCAUUCCCAAGUCUCACGUGGCUCAAAGACGGCAGCCCCGUGGCCAGUGUGUCCCAUGGAAUACAGAUAUUGUCAGGUGGCAGAGUGCUGUCUCUCAGCAGCGCCCAGGUCAGUGACACGGGCAGGUACACAUGUGUGGCCGUCAAUGCUGGAGGAGAGCAACAGCGUGAAUACGACCUGAAAGUUCAUGUGCCCCCAAAUAUCAAAGGUGAGGAGGCUAAUGCCACAGUGAUGCUGGGUCAUCCGGUGGAGUUGCACUGCCAUAGUGAUGCGAUACCACCCCCCACGCUAACGUGGCGCAAAGAUGGACGUCCACUGUUUCAGAAGUCGGGCCUGACUGUCUCAGCUGAUAGGAGUCUUCUGAAGGUUGAUGCCGCCCAGAUUCAGGAUUCAGGCAGAUAUACAUGUGAGGCCACCAAUGUUGCAGGGAAAACGGAGAAGAACUAUAACUUGAAUGUCUGGGUGCUACCCAGUAUCCGUGGCUCUGAAGAGGUGAGCCCACUAACUGUGAUGGAAGGUACUCUGACCACAUUGGUGUGUGAAUCCAGUGGUAUCCCGCCUCCCAGCCUCAUCUGGAAGAAGGACGAUGUGGAAGUCAAGCCAAACCAGAGGCUCAGAGUUUUAUCAGGAGGUCGCCAGCUUCACAUCUCCAAUGCUGAAAGAACAGAUUCAGGUUCCUUCACCUGCACGGCUACCAGCGCUGCAGGCACCACCUCUAAAGACUACAGCCUUCAGGUUUAUGUCCGGCCGUCCAUCAGACGCAGUGAGGGGAAACCAAGUGAUGUCAUCGUGACUACAGGCGGUGAUGUCAGCCUGCAGUGCUUGGCGGAUGGCGUCCCUCGACCUGCAGUUUCCUGGAUGAAAGAUGGACGUCCAAUUGCAGGCCAACAAGGAGCAAAGGUCUCGAAUGAAGGGAGGCUGCUGCAGAUUAAAAAUGCCAAAGUGUCAGACACAGGUCGCUACACCUGCAUUGCUGUUAAUGUGGCAGGGCAGGCUGACAGCAAACAUGACGUCAGUGUGCAUGUGCCUCCCAGCAUCAUAGGCAAAGUCCACUUCCCAGAGAAUGUCAGUGUUGUGGUGAAGAACCCAGUUGGUCUUAGCUGUGAGGCUUCAGGCAUUCCCCUUCCAACCAUCUCGUGGCUUAAAGAUGGUCGGCCAAUUAAGGGUUCCAGUUCUGUGCGAGUCCUCUCAGGGGGGAGAAGCCUGCGCCUCAUGCAUGCUGCAGUGGAAGACGCUGGGAGAUAUACCUGCGUUGUGUGGAAUGCAGCCGGAGAAGAGAGGAAGAACUUUGACCUCAAUAUCCUGGUCCCUCCCAACAUUGUCGGUGAAGGAACAGUGAUGGACACAAAGGUCAAAGAGAAACACAACUUGACUCUGAACUGCGACGUUUCAGGGAACCCGGUGCCAGAUAUCAUAUGGAUGAAAGACGGUCAACAGGUGGUGCCCGACGCUCGGCAUCAAGUGCUGUCUCAUGGCCAUUUCUUUCAAAUCUCUGGUGCCCAAGUUGUAGACACUGGCAGGUACAGCUGUGUAGCAUCAAACAGUGCGGGAGACCGCAGUAGGCAUUUCAACCUCAACGUCCUGGUUUCCCCAACUAUUGCUGGGUCAGGUCCUGAUGGUUCUGCAGAGGAGGUGACAGUUACACUGAGCAGCCCAACAUCACUGGUGUGUGAAGUCCAGUCGUACCCACCGUCCCUGAUCACCUGGUUGAAAGACGGAACACCGUUUGAAUCAAGCCGCAAUGUCAGACAGCUUCCAGGUGGAAGGACACUACAGAUUCUCAAUGCCAAACAAGAGGAUGCUGGGAGAUACACUUGUGUGGCCACCAAUGAAGCAGGAGAGAUGCUUAAACACUAUGAGGUCAAAGUGUUUGUUCCACCACAAAUCAAUAAGAAUGAUAUACCAGGUGAAGGACUGUCCCCUAAAGAGGUCAAGAUCAAGAUCAACAGCACUCUGACUCUGGAAUGUAUAGCUCAGGCUUUCCCUACGCCCGUGCUGCAGUGGUACAAGGACGGGCAGAUCCUGCGAGUGGAUGAGCAUGUGUCCAUCACAGGCAAUGGCCGCAUCGUUCAGAUCAAACACACCCAGGUCUCAGACACUGGACGUUACACCUGCGUGGCCACUAAUGUUGCAGGAGAGGACGAGAAGGACUUUGAUGUAAAUAUACAAGUUCCACCUCAUUUUGGCAGAAUUGGGGGACUCGGUGACACCACAUCCCCUUCUGGCUUUGGGGUAGAAGCCAGGGAAGUAAUACUCAAUAAUCCCAUCUCUCUCUAUUGUGAGACCAACGCUGUUCCCCCACCAACUCUCACCUGGUACCAAGAUGGGCAGCUGCUCAGCUCAAGUGAUAGUGUUUUGAUCCUUCCAGGAGGAAGAGUGUUACAGAUCUCCAGAGCUCAGACAGACCACUCUGGCAGAUACACAUGUGUAGCCAUCAACGAGGCCGGAGAGGACUCCAUUCAGUAUGACAUCAGAGUUUUAUUGCCUCCAACUAUAAGAGGAACAGAAAGUGACUUGCCAAGUGAAGUGACGGUUCUGGUCAACAAAACUACACAAAUGGAAUGUUAUGUCGAUGGAAACCCUGCUCCUAAGAUUACCUGGUUCAAGGACAACCUGCCGAUUAGCUCCAGUAGUUUGAUCAGGAUUACUUCAAAUGGACGGAUCAUUCAGGUGAUGGACGCCCAGGUAGCGGACACGGGUCGUUAUGUGUGUGUUGCUGACAACAUAGCAGGAAGUGCAGAAAAGUCAUUUCAUCUUAAUGUUCUUGUACCUCCUGCCAUUUAUGGCUUCAACCCUGAGAAUGUCACAGUGGUGGUGAACAAUUUUGUGUCCCUCUCAUGCGAAGCCACUGGGUUUCCUCCUCCGACUUUGAGCUGGUUGAAUGAUCGAGGCCCAAUUCAAGCCAAUGCCAAUGCUGUCAUCAUGCCAGGUGGUCGAACUUUACAGAUUCUGAAGGCAAAAGUAUCUGACGGUGGAAAAUAUAUUUGUGUGGCCAUGAAUCCAGCUGGAGAGGCAUAUAAACAGAUUUACCUAACGGUCUUUGUUCCGCCCAUCAUUCGGGACAGCGGUGGAGAAUCACCUGUCAUUUUCAAUGUGCUCGUUGAGAAAUCUGUAACUCUUGAGUGUGAGUCUAACGCUGUUCCGCCUCCCACGAUAACGUGGUACAAGAAUGGCAGGAUGCUCACAGAAUCAGAAAACUUGCAAAUCCUGGCGGACGGGCAGAUGCUUCAGAUCAGAAACUCAGAGGUUUCUGAUACGGGACAAUAUGUGUGCAAAGCCACUAAUGUUGCUGGACAAGUGGACAAGAACUUUCACUUGAAUAUUCAUGUACCUCCUAGUAUCGAAGGUGCAGCGGAGGAGGAGGUGGAGGAAACCAUCAGUAACCCAGUAACCUUUGCAUGUGAGGCUACUGGAGUCCCUCCACCCAACCUUAUUUGGUUGAAAAACGGAACUCCCAUUGACAGCACUGGUUCUUUGGAAAUGCACAUCUUCUCCAGUGGCAGUAAGCUUCAAAUUGCUCGGUCACAACUUUCUGACAGCGGCAUUUAUACUUGCCUGGCCUCUAACUUGGAGGGAAACACACAGAAGACCUACCGCCUCGACAUACUGGUUCCUCCUAGUAUCUCUGGAUCUGAGCUGCCCAAAGAGGUCGGAGUUCUUCUAAAUGAAAGCAUUCAGCUAGUCUGCCAAGUCCGAGGAACCCCGACUCCCUCCAUCCAGUGGUUGAAGGAUGGAGAACUCCUGAACAAUACAGUUGACAUGGGAUUCAGGAUCAGUCCGGAUGGCAGCACACUCACGCUGACAGAAGCUCAGACGGAAGACAGUGGCAAGUUCACCUGUGUGGCCACCAACAGUGCUGGCGAGGAAGACAGAAUAUUCAAUCUGAACGUUUAUGUUCCACCUGUGAUUGAAGGCAACAGUGAGGCAGCAGGGCAGAGGACUGUCACCCUGGACAGCUCAGUCAACAUAGAAUGUGUAGCAACAGGCUCUCCCACACCACAGCUCAACUGGCUGAAAAACGGUCUUCCUCUGCCAGUGUCCUCUCAUGUUCGACUGCUCUCUGCUGGACAGGUGCUACGGAUUUCCCGUGCUCAAGUGUCAGAUGGUGGCACUUAUACUUGUGUUGCAUCAAACAGAGCUGGAGUGGACAAUAGACAUUUUAAGAUCGAAGUGCAUGUCCCACCAGUUGUGGAUGGGGUAGGAAGUGUAGAGGACGUGACCGUUGUGAGAGGGAACUCAGCGUCGCUGGUGUGUGUUGUUGAUGGAUCUCCUGCUCCGACUGUGUCCUGGCUCCUGGACGGGGACACCCUUCAGCUGGACCCUCAUCUAAGGCUCCUUAAGCAAAAUACAGUCGUGGAGAUCACACAGGCCCACGUCAAUGAUUCUGGACGCUACUCUUGUGUGGCUAACAACACAGCCGGUCAAGCAAGUCGGCACUUCAAUCUAAAAGUACUUGAGCCUCCCAAUAUCAAGGACUCUGAGGCACCAGAUGAAGUAUCAGUUUUGUUUAAUGACAUCCUGGAGAUGCGCUGUGAGGCCUCAGGUAUCCCUGCACCUUCACUGACAUGGCUGAAAGAUGGACGUCCACUGCCCCAGACCGACAGUGUGCAGCUCCUCGGAGGAGGAGAAGUACUCCGAGUGGCCUCAGCACAGCUGGAAGACACCGGCAGAUACAGCUGCUUAGCCAACAGUCCAGCAGGAGACGAUGAUAAAGAGUUUCUGGUUCGAGUGCAUGUUCCUCCUAAUAUCGCGGGUGAGAGCACACCUCAGGAUGUUUCAGUGCUGCAGAACAGGCAGGUGACACUUGAGUGCAAGUCAGAUGCUGUUCCACCUCCCACCCUCGUCUGGCUCAAAGAUGGUCUGCCGCUUGAGGCCUCUCCCCGUGUGCGAAUCCUUUCAAAUGGACGGUACUUACAAAUCAACAUGGUUGUGGUCAGCGAUGAAGCAGAGUAUACAUGUGUGGCAAGCAACGUUGCUGGGAACACAACGCGCCAGUUUAACGUGGCUGUAAAUGUUGCACCUACUAUUAAAGAUGGCCCCCAGACUGUGUCAGUACAUGUGGACAAGCCAGCAGUGCUGGAGUGUAUUGUAAGUGGUGUACCACCACCACGUGUCACUUGGAGGAAACAUGGAGCACUGUUGACAGAGAAUGUUUCCCGGUACACAUUUGGAGAGGAUGGCUCUUUACUCAUCCACUCUGCUCAAGUGACUGACACCGGCCGCUACUUGUGCAUGGCAACUAAUCAGGCGGGAACACAACGCAAGAGAGUGGAUCUCCAAGUACAAGUCCCUCCAUCCAUCGCUGAUGGUCGCACAAACAUGACGGUCAUGGUGAAUGUUCAGACCACCUUGUCCUGUGAGGCCACUGGAAUUCCCAAACCUACUGUCAGUUGGAUGAAAAAUGGCCGCCGCAUCAACGUAGACCAGAACCAGAAUAUGUACAGACGGCUUUCGUCAGGGUCUCUGGUGGUGAUCGCCCCCACUGUGGAGGACACAGCAGUUUAUGAGUGUGCCGUCGUGAAUGAGGCUGGAGAAGACUAUAGGUCCAUCAACCUCACUGUUCACGUUCCCCCAUCAAUUGCUGACGAACCCACUGAGCUGGUUGUAACCAGACUGUCCCCAGUGGUCAUUGCCUGCACUGCAUCUGGUGUGCCAGUGCCAACAGUCCACUGGAGUAAAGAUGGACUGGAGCUUCCCAACCAGGGUUCAGGGUACCACGUCAUGAACACAGGUCCAAUUGAGAUCACGUCAGCUGAGCUCCAUCAUUCUGGACGUUACCUGUGUGUGGCGAGGAAUGCAGCGGGAUCCACUCAGCGUCACGUUCAGCUCGUAGUGCAGGAGCUCCCAGUGAUCCAGGACCACCCGCAAUUGCUGGAUGUGAUUCUCAACAACUCCAUCAUGCUUCCAUGCAAGGCCUCAGGCUCACCAAGGCCAACCAUUACCUGGCAGAAGGAGGGGAUCAAUAUACAUACGACAGGUGGAAGUUUCACAUUGCUGCCCAGCGGGAGUCUGCAAAUCUCCCGAGCUUCUGUGUCUGAUACCGGCACCUACAUAUGUGUAGCUCAGAACCCUGCUGGCACCGCACUGGGCAAAACCAAGCUAAGAGUUCAAGUCCCUCCUGUCAUCAGCUCAGAGAGCCAGAAGUAUGUGUCACCUGUGGACGCCUCCGUGACACUGGAGUGCCAAGCUGAUGGCUCGCCUCCCCCAUCGGUCACAUGGCAUAAAGACGGGCAGCUACUGAGUGGGUCAGUGCGUCAGAGAAUUCUGAUCUCAGGCUCACUGCAGAUCGUCUUCGUUCAGCCAAGCGACACCGGACGAUACACUUGCACUGCUGCAAACGUCGCAGGGACGGUCAAUCUGGAGAUGAGCUUGAUGGUACAGAUCCCUCCUUCCAUUCUUGGGACAGAGCAGCAGGUAGUGGUGGUUGAAAACAGUCAGGCCCAGCUGGCGUGCUUUGCUGAGGGCGUCCCUCAGCCGACAGUGUCCUGGGAGAGAGACGGAAUGUUGCUCAGUGACAACGCGAGUGUAUACACCUUCCUGCCAUCUGGAGAGCUAAUGAUCGACAGUGCUCAGCCAGAAGAUGCAGGCAGCUACACAUGCGUUGCCACAAAUGCAGUCGGACAGGACAGUCGGACGGUCGAGCUCUCUGUUAACACCCACCCUGAAUUCACUGAGCUGUUGGGAGAUGUGGCUCUGAACAAGGGAGAGCGCCUCCUACUGACCUGCGAAGUCAGUGGUAUCCCAGCACCAAGAGUCACAUGGGCCUUCAACAACAAUAUCAUUCCAGCUCAUUAUGACCACAUGAAUGGUCACAGCGAGAUGGUGAUAGAGCGGGUGACCAAGGAAGAUUCAGGCACCUACUCCUGUGUUGCAGAAAACAUUGUGGGAACCAUCAAAUCUCUUGGAUUUGUCUACGUCAAAGAACCACCAAUCAUUGAUGGAGACCCCCAUUCCAACCACAUUGAACCUCUGGGAGGCAACGCCAUCCUCAACUGUGAGGUGCGUGGGGACCCCCUACCUUCCAUUCAAUGGAGCAAAAAUGGAAUUAACAUCCAGAUCAGCAACCGCAUCCGUCAGCUGGACAACGGUUCCUUGGCCAUAUAUGGAACAGUGAGUGAAGAUGCAGGUAACUACAUCUGUGUGGCGACCAAUGAUGCUGGCGUGGUGGACAGAAGUGUCACUCUUAAGCUACAAAGGGCACCAACUGUCACGGUGGAGCCCAUGGAUGCUGUGGUAGAUGCAGGUACCACAGUGGUGCUAGACUGCCAGGCGGAGGGUGAGCCCACACCUGUGGUCGAGUGGUCCCGUCAGGGACGUCCACUGCUGAGUAGCAAUCACUUCUCCAUCAUGAAAAAUGGCUCACUCAGGCUCAGCAGCACUCAGAAGGAGGACACUUCUGAAUAUGAAUGUGUAGCUAGAAACCUGAUUGGAUCUGUGAUGGUCAGGGUCACACUCACUGUGCAAGUUCAUGGGAGGUAUUCUGAGUGGUCAGAGUGGGGAGUGUGCAGCGUCACUUGUGGAGCAGGAGCCCAAACAAGACAGAGACUAUGUGACAAUCCUCGUCCGGCCAACGGCGGGCGCCACUGUGAAGGGGUGGAUGGAGAAACACGUGGCUGUCAUGGGAAACCUUGUCCUGUGGAUGGAAACUGGUCAGAGUGGUCUUCCUGGGAAGAGUGCUCACGGAGUUGUGGGCAAGGCAACAGAACCAGGGUCCGGUCCUGCAGUAACCCUCCUGCUCAGCAUGGGGGUCGCCCUUGUGAAGGGAAGGCAGUGGAGGUCAUCAUUUGUAGUGUCAGACCAUGUCCAGUGGCAGGUAACUGGGGUUCGUGGCUCCCAUGGACUCAGUGUAGUGAAACCUGUGGUAAGGGGAUGCAGUCGCGAAUCCGACUCUGCAACAACCCCCCGCCUGCAUUUGAUGGUCCGCAGUGUGAGGGCACCGAUACUCAAACCCAACUUUGCAAGGAGAAGCCUUGUCCUGUGGAUGGCAAUUGGUCUUCAUGGAUAAGUUGGGGUGCCUGUAGUGUCUCAUGCGGAGGUGGAACCCGUCAGAGAGCCCGCCUCUGUGCUAGUCCCGCUCCACAAUAUGGUGGCAGACAGUGCGAGGGCAAUGAUGUGCACAUUGACUUCUGCAACAGUGACCCCUGCCCUGUGGCUGGUAACUGGGGUCCGUGGAGCAGCUGGGGCAGCUGCAGCAAGACCUGCAACGGAGGUCAAAUGAGGCGCUACAGAACAUGUGACAACCCAAGACCGGCCAAUGGGGGGCGAGCGUGUGCAGGCACGGACACGCAGAUACAGAGAUGCAGCACAUCGGAUUGUCCCGUUGAUGGUAACUGGGGAUCAUGGCAGCCGUGGGGAGAAUGUUCCGCGUCCUGUGGAGCUGGAGAAAAAACCCGUGUCCGUCUUUGCAACAACCCGUCUCCCAUUCACGGUGGUCGUCCGUGUGCAGGGGACUCUUCGCAGCUGUCCAGAUGCAACACUUUGUCCUGCCCAGGUGGACCCCAGACAGCGAGAGGAAGCAUCAUAGGGAACGUCAAUGACAUUGAGUUUGGUAUUGCCAUCUUGAAUGCGACUGUCACGGAUGGAAAAUCAGGCAGCAGCGUCAUCAAAGCUUCCAUCACUAACAUACCAAGGAGUCUAGGCCCUGCGAUGAGGAAGCUCAUCUCCAUCCUGAAUCCCAUCUACUGGACCACAGCAGAGGAAGUUGGCGAAGCUGUUAACGGCUACACGCUAACUGGAGGCGUCUUCAGGAGAGAGACACAGGUGGAGUUUGCCACAGGCGAGAUCUUGAGGAUGACUCAUGUUGCCCGUGGGCUGGACUCAGAUGGAGCGUUGCUACUGGACAUUGUGGUGAACGGACACAUCCUGCAGCUGCCCUCACAUGCCGACAUCAGCAUUAAGGACUAUACAGAGGACUACAUCCAGACCGGGCCAGGUCAGCUCUACGCUCAGUCCACUCGCAUGUUCACCAUUGACAGGGAGAGCGUCCCCUACUCCUGGAAUCACACCAUUUCUUAUGACGUGUCCCGGGGGAAAAUGCCCUAUCUGGUGGAGAUGCUGCGUGCCACUGCCAUUAGUGCUCACUAUCACCCUCUGGAGGAGAUGCUCGAAUUCACCAUUCGAGCCAGUAUCACAAAAGGUGAACGGAGCAACCAGUGUCCUCAAGGCUUCACCUUGGUCUCGGCUGGGCCCUUUUGUGCUGAUGAGAAUGAGUGUGAAGUUGGGAACCCCUGCUCUCAUGAGUGCCACAACGUCAUGGGCACCUACUACUGCUCCUGCCCGCGAGGUCUCACCAUCUCAGCUGAUGGCAGGACAUGCCAGGAUAUUGACGAGUGUUCUCUGGGAGGAAAUGUGUGUCGCGACGGUCAGGACUGUGAAAACACCAUUGGUUCAUACCGAUGCGUGAUGCGUUGUGGGCGAGGCUUUAGGAGAACAGCUGAUGGCCUCAGUUGUACAGACAUAAACGAGUGUCAGGAGUCAAACACCUGCCAUCAGCUCUGCCUCAACACAGUCGGAAGUUACCGCUGUGGCUGUGAGCCAGGCUUCCAGCUCCGGAAUAGGCGUUGCAUUGAUAUUAAUGAGUGCAGACAGAGAGUGUGUCGCUCGGACCAGCAGUGCAAGAACACACGUGGGGGCUACACCUGUAUUGACCUCUGCCCGAGUGGAAUGACCAAAAGUGCCAACGGAACUUGUCUAGAUAUCGAUGAGUGCAGAGACGGCACUCAUCAGUGCCGGUACAACCAGAUCUGUGAGAACACCAAGGGGAGCUACCACUGCACCUGUCCCCGCGGAUACCGCUCACAGGGAGUGGGCCGGCCCUGUCUUGAUGUAAAUGAGUGUGAGCGGCUUCCGCAACCUUGCGCCCACCGGUGCAUCAACACGCCGGGCAGCUUUAAGUGCACCUGCCCUCCAGGGCGCCACCUGCUGGGUGAUGGCAAGUCCUGCGCUGGUCUGGAGCGGCUGCCCAGUUACGAGAGCUACUCGUACGGCUACCGGACGUCUCAGUCGUCCCCCAAUCACAGCUACCAGCGGCUCUACCACAACCUGGCUUCUCAGAGCUUUCACUCCUACAACGCCAACACAAGGGGGCAGCAGAGGCGACGUAGUCGCAGAGAAGCCGAUUGUCGGCAAGGGUUUGUGUCCAGAGGUGGCAAGUGUUUGGACAUCAAUGAGUGUGAGGUGAGAGACUCGUGUCAGCACGAGUGCAUCAACACCCCAGGAAGCUUCCGCUGCCUCUGUCCGUCAGGGUACCACCUCAUGGCCAACAGCAAAACCUGCCAAGACGUGGACGAGUGUCUGGAGCAGAACAUCCAGUGUGGAGCCAACAGGAUGUGCUUCAACAUGAGAGGCAGCUUCCAGUGCAUCGACACCCCGUGUCCCCCGAACUACCUGAGAGACAGCACCACAGGGUUCUGUCUAAAAAACUGUCCACCUAACGACCUGGAGUGCGCGCUGAGCCCGUACGCACUGGAGUAUAAGCUCCUGUCUCUGCCCUUCGGCAUCGCCGCUAACCAGGACCUGAUACGAUUGGUGGCCUACACGCAGGACGGGGUCAUGCACCCGCGGACCACCUUCCUGGUGGUGGACGAGGACGUCACGCUGCCCUUCGCGCUGCGUGACGAGAACCUAAAGGGGGUGCUGUUCACCACACGGCCGCUGUGUGAGCCGCACACCUACCGCAUGAAGGUCCGGGCGCUCUCCUACAGCGAGGACGGCGGCAUCGAGUACCAGACCACCUUCAUCGUCUACAUCGCCGUCUCUGCGUACCCCUACUGAGAGCACUUGGUGGAGACCCAGCAGAUUGAAAUGCAGACUUGAUGCGUGUGCGUGUCAGUGUGGGUGAGGCAAUUGAAUAGCACCACCCUGAAAACCUGUCAGUUUAAGAGUCUGGACGUUCAAUGUUUAAGUGUCUGCUAGAGGUGAACUGGACACUCGAGUCUGAUGAUGUCUGAUGCUUGUAAAGUGAACGUGUUCACCUGCAGGCAAAACUGGUGCCUUGACUGAUCGUGUAAUUCUUUGAACGACUCAUGACAUUCAAUAUUUGCAGGGCUUGAUCACGCAGUAUAUCAGUGUUAUGGAUGAACAAAGUUGUACUCCACCUUAAAGUCAAUGCUAAAAACUAGGACCGCUGAAAUUUCCCAUGACAUUGAAUGCAGCAUGUGUCUCAGAAGUCAAUGAUGUAUCCAGACAACUUAUACUGAUUUCUUUUUUAUUUAACCUUAAAGGAGUAAAAGGUGACAGUACUCACUGACCAAGUCAAACAUUGUAAGGUUUGGAAAAUGUGCUUUGAGCAGCAUGAUGAAAUGGUGUGUGUUGCACUCUUCUCGUGACUGUACUCAAAACCAACACUUCAUGAACCAAACUCAUAUGUAACACGGAGCUUGUGUCAGCUUCAGAUCCAUUUGUUUGUCCAGUUAAACAUUUCUUCUCUACCUACUCUUGUAAUUAACUUAUUAAGGACCGAGCCUGAAGGUGUAACUCAGGCCGUCCCUGCAUUACAGCAUCUUAAAUCAAGGCCUUUGUUGAGCAGCUGUGUUUACUCUGGACUUUUAUAAGUUGUAUUUUAAUUUUGAUGACUUGUACAUACAGUGUUGUUUCUCCUUACC
This is a messenger RNA of Synchiropus splendidus (mandarinfish), 17776 nucleotides long. It is a transcript of the gene hmcn1, whose product is annotated as hemicentin 1. The record is from RefSeq and is a predicted model, not a curated record. The transcript has 107 exons. The coding region runs from base 111 to 16946 and encodes 5611 amino acids. Gene Ontology annotation, cellular component: plasma membrane; neuronal cell body; axon. Gene Ontology annotation, biological process: synapse organization; dendrite self-avoidance; homophilic cell-cell adhesion. Gene Ontology annotation, molecular function: axon guidance receptor activity; cell-cell adhesion mediator activity; calcium ion binding. NCBI's taxonomy places the organism in Eukaryota, Metazoa, Chordata, Actinopteri, Syngnathiformes, Callionymidae.